Girardinichthys multiradiatus is the source of this 5627-nucleotide messenger RNA. RefSeq names its product activator of transcription and developmental regulator AUTS2 a (gene auts2a). The transcript is spliced from 19 exons. Bases 526 to 4365 code for a protein of 1279 amino acids. The record is from RefSeq and is a predicted model, not a curated record. NCBI's taxonomy places the organism in Eukaryota, Metazoa, Chordata, Actinopteri, Cyprinodontiformes, Goodeidae.
GGGGAGAGGAGGAGGAGGAGGUGCCCUAUGGUUUUCCUUUGCGGGAUUUAUUUCGCCAGCUCCAAACCUUCUUGUGCGUUAUCUAUUUUUUUCCUCUUCUGACCAAAGGCCUUCAACUUGUCCGGACGGUCCCUUCCUCACUCGCAAGGGUGUGAGUUUGCGGUCCCUGGGCUGGAGGUGUUAGUCAGAGAAGAACAAUGUGGCAGCACCUGCUCAUCUUACUAUGGAGGAAUAAGUUCACUGAACAGACAUUUGCUUUAACUUGAAGAGCCCCUCCUCUGAUGGAAUUGGGAGCUUGGUGAUAGCAUGAUGGAUUUGAUCGACGGCCUUUGUGGAUCUUAGAGUGGAAUCUGGCUCGAUUGAUUGACUUUAUGCAAUUUGGAAUUUCCUUUAACCGGCUUUAUCUCUUGGAUAUUUACCCUGGAUCUAACUGACUGACACUAAUUUCUGGGAUAUUGUAGAGAUUUGUCUGUAGAGACUUUUCACUCAAGGGUUCGAGCCCUUCAGGGAGUUGAGUUUAUUUGGAUGUACGCCAUGAAGGACGUGGACGGACCUCGAUCCAGCGGCCUGCGGAAAAAGAGAAAGUCGAGGUCAGAGAGGGAUCGGGAAAGGAGAUCAAAUGGGAUGAGGAGCAACCACAUUAAAGGCUCAGUGUUUCGACUUUCCUCUGACUCUGAACGGGAUCCCUCCUCGUCUCGGCCUCGUCCACCGCGGAGGAAGCGAAAAGAAUCUACUUCUGCUGAGGAGGACAUCAUUGAUGGCUUCUCCAUCACAGGCUUUGUCAGCUUUGAGGCUCUGGAGAAGAACGUGACAUUGACACCCCAGGAGCGCAGGAACAGCCAGGCUGGCACCCUACACAAAAAGAAGCCUCCCAAACUCCCCAAUGGCUUAACCUUGGAGUCUUGCAAGAACAACCACCACCAACACCAGACAUCAGACCAGGAGAACAAUCCCAGUCUGGCACACACACAGGGGAAGAGGAAGAAGAAACACCUGAACAAGAAGCACAGGAUGCUGAAUCCUGGGCAGAACAACUGCAAGGACAGCGACAGUGAGAGUGUGAGCGGCAAGUCCAAGGCUUUCAUCAGAAGCAGCUCCAGAGACAGGCUGACAGAUUGUGACACUGAGAGUGACAAGGAAGACAAGGUUUCCGAUGCCAGUUCAGAGAGAUUUUUCAGCACGACAGUUAAAGGUCCAGAUUUUGGCAACAAUGCUCUCUCCACCAAUGGCAGCCAGGAGCCUCACGGCCCGGGCCUCUUCAAGGUGUCAGGCCUAGAGCGGAGUCAGGAAAGGAGCCAGGAGAGCUGCAGGGACAACCAGCCUCCUGAAUCCAGCACCUUAAAUCCAGCUCUUGCCUUACCACAGCCUGAGGCAUCUGUCGCCCAGGCCCCAUCCCCUCUUCAGACCCAAUCAAACAGCACUCCUCAGGCUCCGGCUCCGACCCUGCCACUACCACACUCUGAGGCUCUCCCCACCCCCCGGACACCUGCAGCCCUGCCUCUUGCCCAGGACCAAGACACCUCACCACCCCAUCUUCCCCGGCCCCAGCUACAACCUGAACAUCCUACCCACUCUAGGCGUCAACCGACACCAAGCCUUCAUCCACACCCUCCAUCUCCUGCCCUUCCAAUCUACCACCCUCACCAACAGCACCCAAAUCAGGCAGGGCCUCAUCGGCCCCCAUCGCGCUGUCAUCCCCGGCCCCUGUCUGCUUACAACGGUGUCAGCCUUAACGGCCACAGCAGCAGCAGGAGCAGCACCCCAGGAACCAAGCUGAACGGAUCCUCUGCUCCCUCCUUACACUUUCCCAACCAGCCGCCUGCUUCGGCAGGAGCUACCUUCCCUCUGCCUCUGGCUGCUAACCAGAGCGCCUCCCACAGCUUCCCCUCUGCACUGCAGCCCUCGCCACAUCCUCAUCACCCCAAUAUGUUUGCGCCUCCAGCAGCAUUGCCCCCACCACCACCACUGACGUCUAGCACCCUGCCGGUACCUGGACAUCCUGCUGCUGGGAGUGCCUAUUCAGAACAAGACCUUCUACGUCAGGAGCUCAACACCCGAUUCCUGGCCUCUCAGAGCGCAGACCGCGGCGCCUCGCUGGGUCCUCCACCCUACUUGCGAACAGAGUUCCACCAGCACCAACAUCAGCAUCAGCACCAACACACCCACCAGCACACGCACCAGCACACGUUCACGCCCUUCCCCCACGCCAUCAUGCCCACCCCAGCACCACCCAUGGUGCGUACCCCAACCAGAAAUUUUGACAAAUACCCAACAAAAGUCGAUCCCUUCUACAGACACAGUCUCUUCCACUCAUACCCUCCAGCCAUGUCUGGUCUCCCACCUGUCAUUCCCCCAACUGGUCCCUUCAGCUCCCUGCAGGGUGCCUUCCAACCCAAGACCUCUAACCCACUGGAUGUGUCCACCAGACGUGGAGCAGUCCCUCACACAUUCUUACAAAAGGACCCCAGGUUAACGGAUCCAUUUCGACCCAUUCUAAGGAAACCCGGGAAGUGGUGUGCCAUGCAUGUCCACAUUGCUUGGCAGACAUAUCAUCACCAACAGAAAGUAAAGCAGCAGAUGCAGGUCGACCCUCACAAGCUAGACUUCGGCCUCAAGCCUGAGUUCCUGAGUCGACAUCCAGGCCCCAGCCUGUUUGGUGCCAUCCAUCACCCAAGUGACUUGGCACGUCCUGCUACGCUCUUCUCUGCUGCAGGUCCUACCCACCCGUCUGCUGCUCCCUUCGGCCACCCACCCCCUCAUCCUGGAAACUUCCUCACCCCAGCAUCACACUUAGAGCCUUUUAAUAGGCCAGCAUCAUUUGGAGGACUGGGAUCUCUCAGUUCAUCAGCCUUCGGGGGACUCGGGAAUCCAGCACUCAAAUCCCUAACAGGGGCCAACUCUGUGUUCGGCCAUAAGGAUGGCCCCAAUGCACAGCAGCACUUAAACAACAGCAGUAACAGCAGCCACCAAGAACCGUGGAACCGUCUGCACCGCACGCCACCCUCAUUCCCCACACCUCCCCCCUGGUUAAAACCUGGAGACUCUGAGAGGAGCACCUCAGUCAGCUCGCACGAGAGGGAUCGGGACUCGGAUAAACGGGACUCAGUCAGUAAAGACGACAAAGACAAGGACUCGGUAGAAAAGCGUCAGCCGAGCCACCCAUCCCCAGUCCCCGUCCAUCCAGUCAACCUCCUUGGUCACAGUCGGCCCCUUGAGCACCACAGAAACCACUUGCCCCCUUCUUCUGGAGACCCGCAGAGGGACAAGGAAACAAAGACAAAAGACAGAGAGAGGGAGAGGGAGCACCAAGACUCUUGGAAAGACAACUCAGAUGAUCACAAGCUCAAAGAAAACCAGCACAGUGACAAAGACACACCCGUUAUCCAUGAUGGCCGAGUGUCAGAGGACAAAGUGCCCAGCAGGGGAACUACAUCGCCCUAUGUUCGGCAGACCAGUCUGGAGCGUUCGAAUGGUGGCCUGGGCAGGGAGGUCCUGGAGAAGAAGGCAGAGCUGCCAUAUGAGCAGCAGAAGAAGAACAGUGAGGUCAAAGUGAAGGAGGAGAGGAAGGAGGAGCAGGAUGGAGUAACAGAGAGGAUCAGUGAGCCCCCUCCACAGGCAUCCUCCACACCAACGCUGCACCCACCCUCUUCAGUACCUGUUCCCAUGGGCAUGGCAGGUGUCCACCCCAUGAACAGCAUCAGCAAUCUAGAGAGAACUCGUGUUGUGGCCCCCUUCAUGGGUGCGAGCCCCCUCCCAGGAGUUGAAAGGUUCCCCUAUCCCGCUUUUCACUGGGACCCAAUGAGGGAUCCCUAUAGGGGCCUGGACAUCCACAGAAGGGACCCUUUAGCCAGGGACCUGCUGGUGAGGAAUGAUCCUCUGCACCGGCUGGCAGUGCCGCGCCUCUACGAGGCCGAGCGCUCCUACAGGGACCGCGAACCUCAUGACUUUAACCGUGACCACGCCCAUUCACUGGCCCUGGAGCAGAGAAGGGAACAGGAGCGCGCACAGCUGGAGGAACGUGACCGCCUCAACAUGCUCAGAGAGGACUAUGAGCAUGGGCGCCUCCACCCUGCAAUGCACCAUCCUGUCCUUGACGGACACCUUCCACCCCCUGGCCUUAUGGCCCCAGGACUGCCAGGCAUGCACUAUUCCAGAGUGAGCCCUUCAGCUGCAGCGGCAGCAGCAGCUGCUGCCGCAGCGCAUCAGAACAACAUCUUAAACAAAACACCACCCACUGCAUCACUGAGUGCUCCACCCCCUCUCAUCCCCACCCUGGGUGCUCGGCCCGGUUCCCCCAGACGGACUACUCCCCUGGCCACAGACAUCAGGGACAGACCGACUCACAAAGACAUCGAGGCACGAUGAACUGAGUCUGCGUCCCUUCAGCCCUGUGCCUCACCAUCACCAAACUCACACCCAGCACUUAGCUUUGGACAAAGCAAGACUGUAACAUAGCUGUGAAUAAUUUAUGUGGGCAGAGAAAUGUCUACAGAUGUUUUUGUAUAAAACUAAAAUGAAAAGAACCUUUUUUUUAGUUUGCUCCAUGGUUUUGUGUGCAUUCUUUAUCCUGUAUUGCAAAGUGAUGUGGAGUAAGACUAAACUUUGGAAUGUACAGCUACUUUAGCACUGACAGUCAUGUAGAUAAUGUGUACAGUCGCUGUGCUCACUCUGUAUGGAUUGAAAAUCAUGGUACAAAUAUGCAAAAGAGUGUUUUGAAAGCUUUACUUUGACUAAAUGUAAAUAUAGGAGUAUUAAGGCUUUGAUUCAGAAUGUGCUUUUUGCAAUUGUUUUCUUUUCAGCAUGUUCCAGAGAUCCCACAUACAACUAUGCAACAAUUGUCUGGGCUCCUGUUCUGAAAGCUGGCCUUCUUGGCACUGCUGACUGUGCACCAACAGAGGGAAACAUGGCUAAAUUCUCUCCACCAUCCAGAAUCCAUAAUGCAAGACAAAAGCUUUAACUGGUCAGCAGAGUUUGGGAUUUUCAGAUUAAACUAAAUGAUCAUGUUUAAGAGUGAUUCUAUCAUAUGAUAAAUUGUAGUGACAAUCUACAUUCUCGUAUUGAAUCUCAAAGUAUUUUAUUAAAUGUAAAAUCCCAGCUGAAACAAUGACGAAUUCUUUCAUUCUGGUUCUGGGGAGAAUGUAUCCCAGUCAACACCAUGACAGCACAUUUGCCCAACUUACGGUGUGUAAAGUACAUGUUUUGGAAAUGAGUUCUGUUGGUCAGACGGUGUGAUAAAGAGCUUUCCUAAGUUGUCGUACCUACAAACACAAAAGACAAAAAAGCAAGUCUCAGUUAUGGGCAGUUUGUUUCUAACUUGCAGAGAUCUAUUUUAGUAGUUCCUGAAGGUUUAGUUGUGCGCUUCAAACUCUGUGAUAUCAUGUUGUGCAGUGUUUUUUAAUCUAAUAAUAAAAUGUCCACCAGAGCCAUAGUGGUUAGUCAAUGCGUAAUGCAAAAAGAAUGUUACCUGAGAAACUCUUUUGCUGUUUACUGUGUACAGAGGGGGAAAAAAAACUUUCUAGCUCAUGUACAAAAAUGAGAAAAAAAGAAGCGACUGAAUCUUCAGCAUGUUCCUCAUUUAAACUUGUGAUAUGUAAAUUGUGCCAUGUUAUUAAAAAAUGUGUACUUUA